UCUGCACUUUUGUGUAUUUCAGCAGCUAGUGAGAGGCAUGAUGACGUAACUGAAACAGAGAAGCCUGUUGGUGCUUCGGGUGAUAUUUAUCCACUGCUGGAUCCUCAGUCAAAGAGUGAAGUAGGAAUGGGAACUGAAAUGUCCAAGUUUGCUGAACCAGCAGUCACACCAAUGACAAGAAAUCAGUUUGUGGCAGAUUUGACAGGUAGCAACAAGCGUGAAGGCAACUCAGUGGGCCCUGGUGCAGUAGUGGAAGGGGAGAGAGAGCUUCAAGAAAAAAAAGAUCCAGCAGCUAGUGAGAGGCAUGAUGACAUACCUGAAGGAGAGAUGCCUGUUGGUGGCUCAGGUGGAAUUUAUCCACUGCUGGAUCCUCAGUCAAAGAGUGAAGUAGGAACAGAAACUGAAAUGUCCAAGGUUGCUGAACCAGCUGUCACACUGCUGAUAAGAAAUCUGUUUGUGGCAGAUUUGACAAAUGGCAACAGAGGUGCAGGUGACUCAGUGGACCCUGGUGCAGUUGUGGAUGGAGAGAGGGAGCUUCAAGAUUUUGCUAAAGGAAAACAAUCGCCUACGGAAAACUCCUACAGAUCUUUUGACUUAAACAGUUCAGAAAACAAAGCUGAAUUUGAACAAGACUUCAAAGGAGAGGUGUGUGUGGUGGAUUUGCCUUCUGAGAAUGGCAGUAGAGACUUACCGGAUCCAGUAGAACCAGAGCAGAGGGCCUAUACAAACAACAAUGGGGAACCAUCACUGCAAGAUCCAGCAGAAUAUUUGAGUGAUCAAGAUGAUGACUUCAGUGUUGACAAAAGGAACAAUAACCAUGGGCUGCCGGCACAAGCUUGUCAAGGCCAAGGCAAUGAAAGAAGGUCUAGUUUUCCCCCUGAUCUACCAAAGAAAGUUGAGAACCCCCUAGUGAAGCGUUCAACUAGUGUUUUAAACCAGUUGAAUACUGCUGGGAGACACAGAAAAUUUGGGCUAGGUGACUCGUUAGAAAAGACCUUAUUGAGUUCUUUGGAGGUCUUGGAAGCAUCAAGUAGAUCCUUGGAUAAAGAAUAUAGAUAUGGUCGAUGCAAGUGCUGGAAACACCUCGCUGAGAUCUUUGGCAUUUCCAAGGAAGAGUAUGAGAGCUUUAAAUGUAAUCAAGUUCAUAGUCCUACGGAGGUUAUGUUUGAGUAUCUGGGGUCAGUUAUGCCUGAUAUCACAGUAGGUGAUCUGAAAGAUGGCUUAGCCAAAAUAGAGAGGCAAGAUGUCACAGACAUACUUAUAAAACAUGAAACCUGGAAUCCAUCUGCACUGAAUGAUGAAACCUUAGUGUGCAGUCUUUUUGAUAGUGAUCCAGAUAUCAUUGGAGAAAUGGCUGUCUUCUUAGACAAGCAGAAAACCGGUUUGAAAAACUGGUCACAUUUGGCAGCCAAGUUGGGUGUAACAAGGAAGAUUUUCAAGACUUUUGAAACUUCCAGCACUGGCAAUCCCACAGAGGAAUUUUUCGAAAUUGUAGAAGUUCAGUUCCCAAAGUUGACUGUUGGAGAAUUGAUCAGUCACCUGGAAGCUAUAGAAAGGCGUGAUGUGAUAAAUGCAAUCAAAAGUGCCAAAAUUUCAGAAGGUUCUGUGAUGAAAGACCUGAUUGCAGAACCAGACGUCAUGGACACUGUGUGUGAACUGUUCAACACAAGGAAGCGCACUACUAAGGUGUCAGGAUUGAAACACCUAGGAAGAAAAUUAGGGAUCAAGAAGGAGAUUUUGGAUGACCUGUUACCCAAACAAGAAGUAGCGGAAAGUCCUACAGAAGCGCUUAUCCGUCAUCUUAAUGCAAAAAAUCCAUCCUUAACUUUAGAGAACUUCAUUUGGGCACUACACUUCAUUGACCGACCUGAUGUCCAUGCUGUGUUGGAUCCCUAUUUGCCAGAUGGAUGCAUUCCAAAUCUCUUGAAGACGUGUGACUGUGAAAGUUGUAAGCAGGCUUCACUGAAACAAGGUGAAGAGGAACGGUAAAAGUGUGCCAGCUUGACAAAUUGUCAAAAAGUUUUGUGUGCAGUUACUCAGUAACAGUUGACUCUGGUUGAGCAUAAACACCAGUAUUUUUGAAUACUCAUUCUUAACCCUAUCAACUCUGAAAGCAUAGCAGUUUUGUUUAAAGAAAAAGAUCAUCCGGUAGACUCCCUCUAUGUCGAGCUCUCACGGGUAAUAGCCCUAUAAUUAUUAUCACGGGGCCCAUUCACACUUGGUUUGAAAUAGCGAGGGAAUAACCGAGUUCGAGAUGGCCCAUAGCAACUCAUCCCUCGUAAUACUCACAAGAAGUCCGUGUCAAAAUGACGGGAUUCAGUUCCGAUAACGAAGAAAUCGAGGUAGAUCGUGUUCAAAAUAGCGAGAGCCUACUGUCGAUGAAGGAAGUACAGAACUGGCUUCCCCAAUGGCCAUUAAUAAUUAAGUGCGAUUAGCAUAUUUUUAAUGUAUAGUUAGCGUACUUCUUGCUUGUUUAAGAAAUAUUUCAAGUUUUAAAAUAAGAAUCCAUGGCUUAUUCUUAAAGAAGUAAACAACAUAAGAUUAAUAAUGUAUUUUUAACAUCACUCGUAAAUAGUUUAAAGAAACGCUUUGCGAUUACUAGUGUCCCUGUGAUGGGCUUUUACUUUUAAUAGUGAACAUUUUGCAUGAGAUUGUAAGAAAAAAACAGCGCUUAGCUUUGAGAGUAAAUGUUAGAUUAGGGAGGACGAUUUUAAAAGUUGAUAUAAGUUAACAUUUUUAGGCGUAAAACUACAAUUUUAGGUUUGUCGAAUCAUUCCAGAUGCUUGACCAAAACAAUUUGAUAGAAAAAUAUAGGAAGAAUUGAAUGAAACACUAAUUUUUCUGCGGGGAAAAAUAUUUUUUUGCAGUGGUAAGUUAUCAAACAAAUUCAUCAUCAUACAAAGGGAACCUCUUAUAGGUACCAAUUUCGCAAUUUCGCGAUGGAGACUGAUGCGGGGACUCUUUUGAAUGUCAGUGACCUGAACCUGAAUAUAGCUAUAUGUUAUAUCACAUCUUAAUGCGAAUUUAAAGUACCGUGAAGAUACUAAAAAUGGCCCGCGUCCAAGCCCAACAACUAGUGGUUUAACUAAACAACGUUAAAAAUAAGUUGCUCAUACCGUGCACACCCCACAACUCAAAAAGGUAAAAACCUGUUUGAUUAAAAUAGGCUAGUAAAGUGGUUUGUAAUAUGUGUUCUCAAGAUGACUGCAAAGCGUAAUCGACAAAUUGGGAAAACCUAAACCAGAUUUAGUUAAACUGGUUUAGUUAGUAUGAAUGGGGUAUGAGUCCUAAAUCUUUAACAUUGCCUGGGUGGAGAGGAGGGGGAGACGUAUCCUCCAAUAUUGCAAAUUGAAGACGUUGUUACAACUGUAGAACUGAAUAAUUGUUCCAUUAUUUUUGGUACUCGUUGUACGGUUUCCCAGCUACUUUUUUAGGCCCCUCUUAAUACGAGCUUAAUUUGUCCCCGGUGGGAGGGUCAUCCUCCAUACCGAGCAAUCUUGGCCGAGAGAACGUUCAUAGCGCCAAACGUUUUAUGAGACAUCACAAAGUUGGCUUGGGAGACACAGUGACCCUGGAUGGAGGGUCAAAUUUUUAUUUAAACUAGAUUAGAUCUUACAUUGUAAAUUUUUUAAUUCUUAUUUUGUAAUUAUUCUUUUUUGUUUAUUUACACACGACCCCACAAGCUGCAAGCUCAAUUACUGAUCGUGUUUAAAUAAAGGUUACGUACUUACUUAGUCGUUUUGAAGGUAGGGCGACCCUGGAGGUGGGGUGGGGAUGUAACGUUUUUCCAUAUUGACACUAUGGACAUGUACGACUCGCCUACCAGGCUACCAAAUAAGGGCAAGUCAGGACAUAUAGAGCAUGCACGGAAGCCGAGGAGAAUCUAUGCGUCGAUCAGAAGGGGCAACGUUCGGUAAAAGGUGGCUCGGGAACAGGGUAACCCUCCUACUAGGGGCCUAUCUUCUCCACGGAAAAGCUCCUUUAGGUUGUGAUGAGGAUUUCGCAUCGUAAGUCUAUCGUGAACGUCCUUGUGAAAAUUUUGCACAUCCAGCUCAAUUAAUACUCUGUGCUCCCCAGUCAGUUUGUAAACUUAAACUACACCAACGUCAUAACGCCAGUCUGAAGCCAUGACUUUAUCUAUCUAGUGGUUAAUUUCAAGGAUACCAGACGCAAAAAGUUAAAUCACAAGGACCACACAAUAGAAGCCUGCUAAGUAAAGUAAGUAAGUAACUCAGUUUAUUUCAACUCGGGUUGAGGAGGCUGAUUAGGCCCGUAGCAAUACGGUCACGCUAAUAUGCCGAGAAAAAUAUGCUAGCAUAGCCCCCUUCGUGCGGUAACACAAUAGUUAAACGAACUGUUGUUGAAUUAACAAAUAAAGAAGCCUAAGCCGUGUAUUACACUGUGAUAAAACACGACGGGCACUUCU
Messenger RNA from Orbicella faveolata, 4426 nucleotides. RefSeq lists its product as uncharacterized. NCBI's taxonomy places the organism in Eukaryota, Metazoa, Cnidaria, Anthozoa, Scleractinia, Merulinidae. The record is from RefSeq and is a predicted model, not a curated record.